GGCCCGCGGGACCCCGCACCGCCCCGCACCCCGCGCGGUGACACAUUAACCCGCCCCGCCUCUCCCCGGGCACGUGCUGACCCGAGCCCCGCGCGUCGGUGGGAGCGGAGCGCUGCGAGGAUCGCGGCCAUGGCGGCACAGCGGGCGGCGGGCGAGAAGCGGAUCCUGUGCGUGGGGCUGGUGUGCCUCGACGUGAUCAGCGUGGUGGACUCGUACCCGGCCGAGGACAGCGACACGAGGUGCCUGUCGCAGCGGUGGCAGCGCGGGGGCAACGCGUCCAACUCGUGCACGGUGCUGGCGCUGCUGGGCGCUCCCUGCUCCUUCAUGGGCUCCCUGGCACCCGGGCACGCGGCAGACUUCAUCGUGGCGGAUUUUCGGCGCCGCGGCGUGGACGUGACACACGUGGCCUGGCAGCCCCACGGGGACGUGCCCUGCGCCUGCUGCGUGGUCAGCGCCGCCAGCGGCUCGCGGACCAUCGUGCUGCACGACACGAACCUGCCCGACGUCACCGAGCGCGACUUCGAGCGGGUCGACCUGGCUCAGUACAAGUGGAUCCACUGGGAGGCCCGCAACGCGGCGGAGCAGGAGCGGAUGAUGCUCCGCGUGGAGCGACACAACAGCGCGCUGCCGCCCGCGCAGCGCAUCCGCACGUCGGUGGAGGUGGAGAAGCCGCGGGACGAGCUGCUGCCGCUCCUGGCGCACGGAGACGUGGUGUUCAUCAGCAAGGACCUGGCCAAGCACUUCGGCUACGGGACGGCGGCCGAGGCGCUGCGGGGGCUGCGGGGCCGCGUGCGGCCGGGCGCGACCAUGAUCUGCGCGUGGGCCGAGGAGGGCGCCGACGCGCUGGAGCCGGACGGGACCCUGGUGCACGCCGACGCGUUCCCACCGGAGCGGCUGGUGGACACGUUGGGGGCCGGAGACACCUUCAACGCCGCCGUCAUCUUCGCGCUGUCGGGAGGGCAGAGCCUGCGGGACGCGCUCACCUUCGGCUGCCGCAUCGCGGGGAAGAAGUGCGGGAUCCACGGCUACGACGGCAUCGUCUGAGCCGCUCGGUGCCCCCCGCCCCGCGCCCAAUAAAGCUCGCGGACCCCCCCACCGCCGCCUCCUGCCGGA
Messenger RNA from Coturnix japonica (Japanese quail), 1113 nucleotides. It is a transcript of the gene KHK, whose product is annotated as ketohexokinase. Gene Ontology annotation, biological process: fructose metabolic process. NCBI's taxonomy places the organism in Eukaryota, Metazoa, Chordata, Aves, Galliformes, Phasianidae. Gene Ontology annotation, molecular function: ketohexokinase activity. The record is from RefSeq and is a predicted model, not a curated record.